AUGGGAAGCGAAGAUGGUUCAGUACUCAGCAAGUUUGAUGGUACAGAUUAUUCGUUCUGGAAGAUGCAGAUCGAAGAUUAUUUUAAUGGUAAAAACCUUCAUCAACCGUUGAAGAAGAGACCUGAGACGAUGAAUCAGAAUGAAUGGAAUCUUUUUGAUAGACAAAUUCUAGGUGUUAUGUUAACACUACUAAAGAAUGUCGCACAAAACAUCGUAAAAGAGAAGUUUAAAGAGGGGUUGAUAAAAGUUCUUUCGGAUAUGUAUGAGAAACAUUUUCCCAAAAAGAAGAUAUUUCUCAUGAAGAAACUCUCCAAUUGAAG
This is a messenger RNA of Arabidopsis lyrata subsp. lyrata, 320 nucleotides long. RefSeq lists its product as uncharacterized. NCBI's taxonomy places the organism in Eukaryota, Viridiplantae, Streptophyta, Magnoliopsida, Brassicales, Brassicaceae. The record is from RefSeq and is a predicted model, not a curated record.